AUGUCCUAUCAUGAUUCCCGGGGUCCUAGCACUCAUGAUCGUACUGCUCAUCGCACCCAUGAUCAAUUUUCCUCCGCGACAAGAGCGAGAUCGAAGCAUGGUUCUAUUGAUGGUUCUUCUACUCCUACUCGUGGGUGGAGUUAUAGUAAUCAUAAGGCUUAUCACCGGUCAAAACCCAUAGUAACAUCCGCUCUUCGAUGUCUAGUUGGAAAAUUCGAAGCCAUGGAUGCGUUGAGUCUUCCGAUUCAAGAUCUUGCUCUGCAGCCGGCACCAUUACAUUCAGCGCGGAAUUCUCCCCGAAAGAGAAGCAGAACUAGGGAUUCUUCACAGAAACGAUUAUCGACAAUCUUGAGUCCGAUGAGUAGGAGUUUAUCGAAGGAUGAUAGUGUUUUCCUUGAUGAAUAUUUGAGGAUUAAUACCUGGGGAGAUACUCCUAGUAGUACGAAAUCAAUGAUGCUCAGAUCUCAAAAUAGGCAAUUCCAAUCUCGAAGAUUAAGGACACCACAGCAGUCUUUCAAAGCUAUUAAGACCCCGUCUAAGAGUGAAAAUCGGAAGAUUUCCCCGAGAUCUACGUCUAAACAUAGGAAUGCUACGAAAGUCGAAACCCCGGCAUAUGCGCUACCAAAAAAGUCUCCGAAUAAGAAGAUAGGAAACAUGAUUAAGGACCGAAUACGCUUUUUCGACGGAAGUCCCGACGAGAAAUUUUCCUCGAGUCCUCUGAAGACAAGUCCUCUAAAGACUAGGCCAUCUAAAUUGGCUUCGCAUCAUGAUUUGCAUCAUCAUAAUGUUGAAUCCUCCCCAAAUUCUUACACAACAGGCAUCGACACCCAAACCCCAGCGUACAAGGGAGCACUCGCGGGUUCGGUAAAUUUCUCGAGGACAUCAGAAUUGGCGAGAGAGAAAACGUCAAGGAAGCAAAGAAAAGUUUUUGGUGAGGCAAUUCCAAAUCCUUUUCUAGCAUCUCAAGAAUCGUCGGAAAAGACGAGAUCUUCGAUUACUAUUUCACCUCAUACUUUACCGACGAAGCCGCAUCUAUUUGGUAGACUUAAUUCGGAGACGAAAGUUGACCUAAGUCCUCGGGGUAGUUCAUUAGCUCGAUACGAGGUAAACACUACACCGACGCGAAAUUUCGACGCCCCGAAAAUCUCAAGACCAAGAGGAAGAACUAUCCCCGGACGCAAAGAUCCCAAGACGGGCAUCCAGAAAGAUGUUGAUAGUCGACGCAACCAAAUCACUGAGAAAAUUGAAGCCAUAUACCAAGCCAAAGCUGAAGCACGAAAAGCUCAAAAUCAAGAGAAGACUAUUCUACAAGAAAGCUACGAGGUAUCUCCUAUGCCCAAAAACGACGGGAAAGAAGAUGAUGUUAGGAAACCUCAACGAAUCAAGGAUACUACUUCUUUUCGAUCGAAAUCGAAAGUCGCGGAUAUGAGAUUGCGAUUUGAUGGUGGUGCAUCUUUUGCUUCUACCGUAUUGCCAGGUGCUGCAUCUAAGGAUACAGAUCAUGGAACAGUAUCUCCAAUUAAAGAUGGGGAAGUUUCUUCAGUUAUACCUACUCCUCCGCCGGCACCACCACCUCCUGUUUUCUCAUCGCGUCUUUGUAGGAAGGCGAUUAUUACUCCCAAGCAUGCUCUUCCUCUUUCCGUUCCACGUACUAAAACUCCUAAAUCUCCCUCUCCGAGGAAACAUACUCUAUCUGAAACGCUGGUGCAGAGGGUAUCUAAUUUACCAUUGGAAACACCCGAGAGAAUAGCGAUACCGGGACGUUUACAAACACCUAAGGGAAAACCUCACAUGAUAGACGUAGAUGCCUCGCCGAUAUUAUCACAGCUUGAGAAAUCAGCAGUUAAGACAUGGCCGCGAUCGGGUAUUAAGAAACCGAAACAAAUAAGAAAUGGUUUGAUUGCGGAAAAGUUGAAGAUGUUUGAGGAGAUUUCGAGGAAAAAUGAUGAUUUUGUUAGUCCUGGGAAGGAAAAAAAGAAGGAUAGUGAGAGUAGUGGGAAAGUUGCGAAUGGUAAGAUUGCGAGGACUUUGGUGGAUGGUAGGAAAGAAUGUUUUGAGAUGAGUCCUACUCGAGAUGGAGAUGAGAGGAAUAUAAAUCCUAUAUUCCCAAAUGCGGUUUUAGCGAGAGAGAAGUGGAAAGUAAAGGAGAAGGAAAAGGAGAAGGGAAAGGAGAAGGGGAAGGGAGAAGAAGAGGGGAAGGUCGAAGAGUGUGCUGAUGCCAUUGAAGUAAUUGAUCAAGUCUCCCCACCGACGAAAACGAGACCACAAAGUCGGGAACCCAGAAUUGGGAAUAGACAACAUAUGGUUGGUCGGUGGAAUGAAGUCCGGGGUGAGGGAGAUGUAUUGGGUCAUUUACCGAUCAAACGAGGACUGAGAGAUGCGAGGAUGCAUAUGGGUAGAGACGGGAGUCAUAGUAUUGAUUGGGAUGAGGUAGAGAGGGAAAUUGAGAGGAAUGGGGGGUUAAUUGAUGGGGAGUUGGAUCUGGAUGGAUUGGUUGGGUGGGGAACGGGGGAGGGAAGGGGUGAGGAAAAGGAAAAGGGAGUGAGGAGGAAUGAGAGUUUAAAAAGAAAGAAUGAUGGGAGUUUAAAUAGAGAUUUAGAAAUGGUGGUAAAAGAAGCAGAAUGUGGGUUAAAAGAACCUAAACCUUUGAGAGCGGUAGAAAUGAAGAGGAUGGUGGAGAUUUGUAGGGAUAGGGAGAAGGUUGAUGAGAGGGAACGGAGUAGGGGGAGGAAAAUGGAGAGGAGGAAGUGA
Molecule: messenger RNA, 2751 nt
Organism: Sclerotinia sclerotiorum 1980 UF-70
Lineage: Eukaryota; Fungi; Ascomycota; Leotiomycetes; Helotiales; Sclerotiniaceae
Exons: 4
Coding region: 1-2751 (916 amino acids)
Source: RefSeq, a predicted model, not a curated record